GGACGGUUAACUGUUACGAAGGCAUUCGGUAUACAUUUGGAUUUUUCAACUUUCGUUCUUUGGUUGUUGGUUUUUUUUUUGCUGUGCUCAAGUUUAACAAUUCCAAAGUAAAAAAUUUUAAACAGAAAAAAAACUUUUAGAAUAUUUUAUUGAUUGUGUAAAUAAAUUGUGUGCUGUGGUGAUCACAAAUCAUGGAUUUCUAGUGAUAAAAUACAUUUUAAAAUGAUGAACGACACAAAAUAAAACAUUGAAACGCUUAUCAAGUGUGAAUAAAACUGAAUAUUUUUAUUUUAAAACAGUUUUUUUUACGUGAUUUUAUUUAAAUGCAAAGUACAACUGAUUUAAGUUGGAAAUUGUAAAAUGCCACAUACAGGUCAAGCAGGUGUAAAUCAAUUGGGAGGUGUAUUUGUGAAUGGGCGGCCACUUCCAGACUGCGUUCGGAAACGGAUCGUAGAAUUGGCCUUAAUGGGUGUCCGACCGUGCGACAUUUCACGCCAACUAUUGGUUUCGCAUGGAUGUGUAUCCAAGAUUUUAACACGUUUCUAUGAAACAGGCUCAAUUCGACCCGGGUCAAUAGGCGGGAGUAAAUCAAAGCAAGUGGCCACACCGACGGUAGUGAAAAAAAUUUUACGAUUCAAACAAGAAAAUCCUGGAAUGUUUGCAUGGGAAAUUCGUGAUCAGCUAUUGUCCCAAAGAAUAUGUGAUCCGAAUACCAUACCAUCAGUUAGCUCGGUGAAUCGAAUUUUACGUAACGGAGGAUUAUGGACAGAUGACACACAAAAUGCGCAAGUGAUGUUUGAACGCAACAGUGAAAAAGCACGUUCCGUUUAUUUUUCGCCAACAAAAAAUGCAAUGUCAACAUUCGAAGAGCCAUGUCCCGAUGUGCAUCCAAACUCAGGCCAUUUAGCAAAUGGUGCACAAUCACUCUAUAACCAUCAUAUUCAAUUUCUUCCCAGUCAUCAGAGCUAUUCAUCACGAUCAUCAUUUCCGCAUUCAUUUUCGGGCUCAUCCAGAACCACCAUGGAUUUGUCAUCGUUCAAAAGUACAACAAUUUCAGCUAGUUCAAUUGCUAAAAAUGGCAGCACAUGUUUAUCAGUCAACUCACCUGCCACCUCACACUCACCAAUGCCAAGUUCGAUUUUACCUCAUCAGAGUAUGCCCGAGACGUUGCCUUAUGGUCAACUAAGUAAGCAUUUAUUUUGGAAUCGAAAUCUAUUUUAUUCACAAACAAGAACCGUUAACGAUGGUCUACUGUCGUAUCCCACAUCGCUUGGAAAUUUAUUGGAACAUAAAUUAUCAUUUCCAACGAAUUCAACGCAAAGCAAAAAUGUUGAUAUAUCGUCGUCAAGUAAUUGUUCCGAUGUGAACAGUGAUAAUGAUUCAAUAGAUGUUAAUGAAAAUGACAAAGAUUUGCGCAAUAAUUUACCGCAAAACAGUAAUUCAUAUCAUACCAUCGAUUCAAUGUCAAAUUGCAAAAAACGUAAUCCAUACUCAAUAGAAGAGCUGUUGAAAAAGCCAGAAAAGAAAGAAUCCAUUACACUUCAAACGUCCUAUGUCCUGAAGAACGAGAAUAUUAAGGAACUACCGACUGCCGGUGACUCAACCAACACAUGCUUCGCACGUACUGACUUAGAAUCACCGAAAAGCAACGGAAAUAACCAUAUAACCAUUGAGGUGUGCGAUUAAAAAUGUAUCCCGUUUCAA
Messenger RNA from Contarinia nasturtii (swede midge), 1704 nucleotides. RefSeq names its product paired box pox-neuro protein (gene Poxn). The coding region runs from base 361 to 1686 and encodes 441 amino acids. Gene Ontology annotation, biological process: anatomical structure development; regulation of transcription by RNA polymerase II. The transcript has 6 exons. Lineage: Eukaryota; Metazoa; Arthropoda; Insecta; Diptera; Cecidomyiidae. The record is from RefSeq and is a predicted model, not a curated record. Gene Ontology annotation, molecular function: RNA polymerase II cis-regulatory region sequence-specific DNA binding; DNA-binding transcription factor activity, RNA polymerase II-specific.